Messenger RNA from Maudiozyma saulgeensis, 1053 nucleotides. NCBI's taxonomy places the organism in Eukaryota, Fungi, Ascomycota, Saccharomycetes, Saccharomycetales, Saccharomycetaceae. The record is from the annotation of a GenBank genome assembly.
AUGGGUAAAACUGAAGAUGAUGAAUAUAUGAAACAAUUAGAAGAGCAAAGAAAGGCAUUCGAAGCACAGUUCGGAUCCUUAGAAUCAAUGGGAUUUGAUGAUAAAGUGAAAGAAGGUGUUGAGAAUGCCGAAUCCAGUAUAUCUGAAGAAGAUGAGAGCGAAGAAGAAAUAGAAACAGGAUCUUCUGAAGAAAGUGAUGAAGAAGAUGAAGAAGUUAAUACUGCAAUUCCAAUAUUUGAAGAAAAGAGUUCGAGUAAAGGGCCUCGUGUGAUUAAAUUCAAUGGACCAAGCGAUACAUAUAUUGAACCAAGUAAACAAGAACAAAAAAUGAUUAGAAGUGGGAAGACAUUACGUCAAUUGAAUAUUGCUGAACAACGUAAGCAAUUAUUAGAAGAACAAAAGAGACAAAACUCAAAAUCAGAUGAAGAAGAAGAAGAACAAAAUCUUGAGAACGAUAUUGAAUUACAACGAUUUCUUAAGGAAUCACAUCUUUUAAGUGCAUUUAAUCAAUCUGGUGGUGAUGGUAAUAAUGAUGGAUCAAGUGGUGUUGAUUUAACUUUAAAGAGUAUGAAUGAUACUAAUGUUGUUUAUCAGGAUGACCAAGUAUCAGGUAAAUCUCGUAUGAGAACAUUAGAGAUGAGAUUAGAUCAAUUAUCCCAAACUAAUGGUCAUUCGAAUAAGAUAAAUAAAUUGGAGAAAGUACCAAUGAAUAUUAGACGUGGGAUGGUUAAGAAACAUGUUAAACGUAUUAAACAAUAUGAACAAGAUGCAGCAGAUGGUGGUAUUAUUUUAUCAAAAGUUAAAAAGGGACAAUUUAGAAAAAUUGAAGCUACUUAUAAGAAAGACAUUGAAAGACGUAUAGGUCAAAGUAUUAAAAGUCAAGAUAAAGAGAAACAAACAAAGAGACAAAGAGGUCUUAAGAUUCAAUCUGUGGGCCGUAGUACUCGUAAUGGUCUUAUUAUAUCUAAAGAUGAUAUCUCUAGGAUUGGUGGUACUGUAAAUAACCACAAGAGAAAGUGGAAUAGUAACAAACCACAUAAAGGUCGACGUUAA